Micropterus salmoides (largemouth bass) is the source of this 2831-nucleotide messenger RNA. RefSeq names its product DEAD/H (Asp-Glu-Ala-Asp/His) box helicase 11 (gene ddx11). Gene Ontology annotation, cellular component: nucleus. Gene Ontology annotation, biological process: establishment of sister chromatid cohesion; nucleobase-containing compound metabolic process. The transcript is spliced from 28 exons. The record is from RefSeq and is a predicted model, not a curated record. Lineage: Eukaryota; Metazoa; Chordata; Actinopteri; Centrarchiformes; Centrarchidae. Gene Ontology annotation, molecular function: hydrolase activity, acting on acid anhydrides, in phosphorus-containing anhydrides; DNA helicase activity; DNA binding. Bases 95 to 2788 code for a protein of 897 amino acids.
UCUUCUGUUGGCGCGGUUGUUGAAUAGUUAGCCGGGAGUUGAAGUAACGUUAUUAACGUUAACUGUCUUAUUUAGGAUAUCUGUAGGGAGGUUCAUGAGCAUGGAGAAUGGCAGGGCCCAAUUUCCAUUUCCAUACCAGCCCUAUAACAUCCAGGAGCACUUUAUGCAAGCCCUGUACGCUGCACUUGACCAGGGCAAAGUUGGCAUCUUUGAAAGUCCAACUGGAACGGGCAAGUCUCUGAGUCUGAUAUGUGGAGCGCUGAGCUGGCUCACAGACUACGAGGAGAAGAGGAGACAGGAGGCAGCCACUCUGCUGCAGGAAGGAGAAGCAGCUCUCUCCACCUCAACCGCUCAGCCCUCUGCUACCAGCUCCUCAGCAGAGCCCGACUGGAUCACUGAUUUUGUUCAAAAAAAGACAGAACGCGAUUUGGUGUCGAAGCUGAAGGAGGAAGAACUGAAAAGAAAGAAGAGGCAAGAACGAUUAGAAAUGAUCAGAAACAACGUUCAACUAAAGUAUGCAAUGAAAAGAAAAAGCUGUGAAGAUGAUGAGGCGGUCAAGUUGCUCCAGCUUAGUAAAGAGGAACAAACAGAGACACAAGGAGAUCAAGAGGACGAGGAGCUUAUCGUUGCAGAAUAUGAGAGCGAUGACGAGUCAAAGACCAGGAGCAGAUUUUGUGGUGCUGAGGAUGACACAGACGAUGAACUGGUUGAAGAACAUGUUACUAAGAUCUACUACUGCAGUCGCACUCACUCCCAGCUGGCCCAGUUUGUCCAUGAAGUUCAAAAGAGCCCAUUCAGCAAGGACAUCAGUGUGGUCACACUGGGCUCACGGCAGAAUCUGUGUAUCAAUGAGGAGGUGCGUCGCCUCGGCAGCAUCCAGCUUAUCAACGACCGCUGCAUGGAGAUGCAGAAAAAUAAACAUGAGAAGCAGCAUCAUGAAGAGGGUGUAAAACGUAAGCGAGGCCCAGCAAAGGGUGUGUGUCCCUAUAAUAAAGCAUCAGCCCUGCAGCAGAUGAGAGAUGGCAUUCUGGGGACAGUCCACGAUAUAGAGCAGAUGCUAAAGCUGGGCAGAGAAACACAUGCAUGUCCUUACUACUCCACACGCCUCGCUAUCCCCCCUGCACAGCUGGUGGUGUUGCCCUAUCAGAUGUUGCUUCAUGAAGCUACGAGAAGGGCAGCAGGGGUCCAGCUGAAGGGACAGGUGGUGAUCAUAGAUGAAGCUCACAAUCUUAGUGACACACUUUCCUGUAUACACAGUGCAGAGCUCACUGGUGCACAGCUUUGCCGUGCCCACUCUCAGCUUACCCAGUAUGCUGAACGCUAUAAGAGCAGACUGAAGGCAAAGAAUCUGAUGUACAUCAAACAGAUUCUGUUUGUGAUUGAGGGGCUUGUCCGGGUACUGGGAGGUAAGGUGGGGAAGAAUCCGCAGAGCCAGACUACACAAGCAGGAACUGAAAUGCUUACCAUUAACAAUUUCCUCUUCAAGGCUCAGAUCGACAAUAUCAACUUGUUUAAGUUGCAGAGAUACUUUGAGAAGAGCAUGAUCAGCAGAAAACUGGGUGGCUUUGUGGAGAAGUACGCGGGAUCAGGUGUGACUCUGCACACUCAGAGCAACUCCAACAAGGAGAAUCGACGCACGGAGGGCUUGAACCGCUACCUUCAAACUCUACAGAGCAACCAGAUUACCAUGCCAGUUUCUUCAGCAGACCAGCAGGGGUCUGUAGAGGCAGAGAAAGUGCUGUCUGCGUCUCCCAUGAUGCAGGUGGAGGGUUUCUUCAUGGCUCUCACCAACAGCAAUGCUGACGGCAGAGUGGUGGUGCACAGACAAGGUAGUUUGUCAGAGAGCAGUGUCAAGUUCCUGCUGUUGAAUCCAGCGGUCCACUUUGCCCAGGUGUUGAAGCAGUGCAAAGCGGUCAUCAUCGCAGGAGGAACCAUGCAGCCUGUUUCAGAUUUCAAACAAGAGCUGCUGUUUUCUGCCGGAGUGGAAGCAGAACGCAUCACUGAGUUUUCCUGUGGUCAUGUAAUUCCCCCCGAGAACAUCCUUCCCCUCGUCUUGUGCAGCGGUCCGUCUGGUCAGGAGCUGGACUUUACUUUCCAAAACAGAGACUCUCCACGCAUGAUGGACGAGACAGGCCGCAUUCUGUCCAACAUUUGUAACGUGGUCCCGGGCGGGGUCGUGUGCUUCUUCCCUUCUUAUGAGUACUCCAGGCGGAUCAUUUCUCACUGGGAGGCCAACGGUAUGCUGACUCGUCUGGCUAACAAGAAGAAGAUCUUCCAGGAGCCAAAGAAGGCCAACCAGGUUGAGCAGGUGCUUAAUGAGUUCUCCCGAUGUAUCCAGAGGUGUGUUUUUGACAGCAGUGGGCUCACAGGUGCGUUGCUGUUCUCUGUGGUCGGAGGAAAGAUGAGUGAGGGCAUCAAUUUCUCAGAUGACCUGGGCAGGUGUGUGGUGAUGGUGGGAAUGCCAUAUCCCAACAUCAAAUCCCCAGAGCUACAGGAAAAGAUGGCCUAUCUGGACAAACACCUGCCUCACAGUGGAGGAAAGAGCCCUGGCCAAGCACUAAUAGAAAACCUCUGCAUGAAGGCUGUCAAUCAAUCCAUAGGAAGAGCUAUCCGCCACCGUGGCGACUAUUCCUCCAUGGUGCUGUGUGACAGGCGUUACUCUCGACCUGCUACUCUGUCUAAACUUCCCACAUGGAUCAAAGAGCGCACCAGCACACACACAACUUUUGGCCCCGCUUUUGCUGCCCUGCGGAAGUUCUUUCUGGAGAAGAAGCAGAAGCUGGUGUAGUUUCACUCACACUGGGCUCAAGCGACAAGAAAUGAAACGUGUU